AUGCCGAUAACAGAAGCUGACAGAGACAAAGCAGAACGUUUAUUCUAUAUGGCUCAGGAGGCAAUGAGGAACGAUGACUUGGAAAAGGCAGAAGAAUACUUAUUAGAAGCCAAUGAAUUAUGUCCAACGGAAUAUGUUACAGGUAGCAUUGCGAUAAUACGUGAACGUCGUACAAGUGUCGUUCCUAGUAAUGCUGAACCUCCCGAAUAUACCACCGAAGACUUGGAAGCUGUUAAUAGAAUAAACAAUAGCAAUGAUUUUUAUGAAAUUUUAGGCGUUACCAAGACAGCAACGGACGCCGAAAUUAAGGAUGCCUAUAAGAGAUUGGCUUUACAAGUGCAUACAGAUAAAAAUCGUGCCCCUGGCUCUCUUCAAGCUUUUCAGUUAUUGCGCAAUGCUGCUGAUAUUCUAGGCGAUCCCGAAAAACGUAAACUAUACGAUGCACGGAGAAAGAAAGAAGAAGAAGAAGCUACUGUGAAUUCCACGGCACGGAGAAAGAAAGAAGAAAACGAAGCUACUGUGAAUUUCACGAAGCAGCAUCAAGUUGAAAAAUCAGAUAAUAGUCUUAUUUCAAAUCCUUGGGUUUGGAUUGGCGGUACGAUUGCUUUCUUAUCGGUCGGUUAUCUAUUGGCGCGUUCAUUCGAUUCGAAACCAGCCGAAGGAGAUCGUUCUAACCGGUCUGGAGCAGGAAGUAACAUGAGAAACGGCACUACUUCAUGUAAUGCAACAAAAAAAUAA
Molecule: messenger RNA, 738 nt
Organism: Musca vetustissima
Lineage: Eukaryota; Metazoa; Arthropoda; Insecta; Diptera; Muscidae
Product: dnaJ homolog subfamily B member 14-like
Exons: 3
Coding region: 1-738 (245 amino acids)
Biological process (GO): cellular response to misfolded protein
Cellular component (GO): endoplasmic reticulum membrane
Molecular function (GO): Hsp70 protein binding
Source: RefSeq, a predicted model, not a curated record